AUGCCGUCAGAUGUCUGGUCUUGUCCCGUCUUGACAUAUGCCAAACUCUCUUUUGAGGAUCGAAGACGUAGUCUUCAAGAGGAUCAAAGAAUUCUUCAAGAGGAUCAAAGACGUCGCCAGCAAGAAGAUCUACCAUUGUUAACUCGACCAACAGAGGGAACAUCAGGCCCUGACAAAGUUCAAGCUGUUGCAUCAAAAGUCAAUGAGGCGGUGAAGAAAGUGUACAAAUCUACAGGUAGCUAUGUACAGAUGCUCCCAUGGGUUGAUGAUCAUCAGAUGCACAUAAUGAACAUCUUCACUAAGCUAUGUUUAGUUGAACAAGUUGACACAAGGGGGAAGCCUCAAAUAAAGGGUAAUAACAUGGAAUUAGAUUACAAAAUGUUCCACCCUGCAUUGAGGGAAUUAUAUGAAAAGAUGCAGUCUGAGACAAGGGAAGGUAAUCCUAAUAAAGGUGAGAUGAAAUCAUAUGAAGAGAUUUUUAAAUUUCAGACACACCAUGAGGGAACUCCAAUUAAACGUAUCGUUAUAAGCGGAUCAGCAGGAAUUGGCAAGACAACCCUAAUUGACAAAAUUGCAUAUGAUUGGGCAAUGGGUAACAGUGAGACACUCAAUAAGUUUAAACUUGUUUUUGCUUUAAAAAUGGGUUCAUUGCAACAAAGUAGCAACUUAGAAGAUGCCAUCUUUGAGAAGCUUCUCGCAAAAGACACUGUAGAUGAAUCUGCUUUGAAAGAGUUUAUUGACAAGAACCAAGACAAAGUAUUGAUUCUCUUGGAUGGAUUUGAUGAAUGUAAAAUCACUACAACUGACACAUCCUCAUUUGGUUCGAUUCUCAAAGUUAUUAAUCGAAAGCUGGGCCCAGAAUGUUGGGUAGUUAUUACAUCCCGUCCUCCCCUUGACAAAUUAGUCAACUCAUCAUUGGUUAUGAAGCCCUUUACUCAUGUCAGAGUUGAGGGCUUUUCUAAAACAGAUAUAAAUGAAUAUGUGAACAAAUUCUUCCCUGAUGAUCAUGACAAGGCUAGCAAGCUUAUAGAGCAGAUAGAACUCUCAGAUACCUUGUCUGAUUUGGCAGAGAGUCCCAUGCUACUGCUGCUGAUGUGUUUGCUGAUGGGGAGCAAAGAGAAUACCCUCCCAGACACAAUGACCCGACUGUAUAACAAAGCACUGAAUUACAUAUUCAAAAGAAAAACAAGAGACAUCAAAGAUGCUGAAAUAUCACGGAUUUUAAUUUCUAUUGGCAAGGUUGCUCUAGGUAGUCUUAUUUCUAGAGAUCAGUCAUUUGCCUUUAGAGAAGGGGACUUUGAAAAGACUGCGUUAGAUGCAGCAAUGAAUGCAGGUGUCCUCACUAGUGAGAGGGUCAUCGAUGGGCUUGAUACCUAUCAAAGAGUGUCUUUUAUACACCACACGUUUCUGGAGUAUUGCGCAGCAAUGUACUGGCAAAGCUUGAUAAACACUGAGGAAUUUGACAGAAUCCUAGAUCAGACAGUAAAGACAGAGUCAACUGAGUUUACCCCAUUGGGAGAUCCUCGUUCUUCUCGUCUUACUCGUUAUGAGUAUCUGUUCAGAUUUUGUUGUGGAGACAAUGAGGCAUGUACAAAUCAGAUUUUAAAGAAGAUUCAUCAAGGCAGAGAUUCGCAACUUAUUGUUACUUGUUAUUUUGAGAGUCAAUCAAAGGAACUUCCACAAGAAAAUGUUAUAAGUUCACUUCUGACUGGUGAUAUUGACAUUUCAAAUUGGAAUAAUGAUAGUACAAACGCAUUCUUUCAUUUUCUGAAGCAAGUGGCAGCCCUCAGCAGAGGAAAUGAUUACUUCUCAAAGGUUAAGAGACUGGUUAUGAAUGAUGUUAACUUCCAGAGGUUUGGUACAGAUUUAGCAAAAGCGCUAAAGUUAAUGAUCAAUUUACAAUCUCUUUCUCUGAUAAUCGGCUCAUUAACUCCUGCCAAUACUGAUCAAAUCCUACUAUCAUUGGCAACUCUAUCAACAUUGACUCAGCUAGACCUCUCAGGGAAUACAGCCUUGGGUGGCUAUGUGUCAUUGUUGGUUUCUCAAUUGAUGAAACUGAAGCGCCUCAAGAAGCUGAGCUUGUUAGGUUGCUCACUGGUAGCUCAAGAUGUGUCACCCAUUGCAGAGUCAAUGGGUGACACUCUGGUUGAUCUAGAUGUAAGAGGGAAUAGAGCAUUGGGUGGCUGUGCAUCCAUUUGGGGUCCUGAACUGGGGAAAAUGGAAUGCCUUCAAGAUAUUCACUUGGAAAGGUGUUCACUGCAAGGUACAGAUAUUGAGCCCAUUGCUGUGGCACUGAGUGACAUUCUAACUCUGGUUCAUCUGAACCUCGGGGAUAAUCAAGCAUUGGGUGGCUGUGCAUCAUUGUGGGCUCUGCAUUUGAAGAGAAUGAACCACCUGAAGGAACUGUUAUUGGUAAGGUGCAAUCUGACAGAUGCUGAUAUGGAGCCCAUUGCUGAGUCAAUGGGUGACAUGCCCAACCUGAGUCAUCUAGAUCUGACAGGUAAUGUUGCAUUGGGUAGCUGUGCACCAUUGUGGGCUCUGCAUUUGAAGAGAAUGAACCACCUGAAGGUACUGUUAUUGCCACUGUGCAAUCUGACAGAUGCUGAUAUGGAGCCCAUUGCUGAGUCAGUGGGUGACAUGCCCAACCUGAGUCAUCUAGAUCUGACAGGUAAUGAUGCAUUGGGUAGCUGUGCACCAUUGUGGGCUCUGCAUUUGAAGAGAAUGAACCACCUGAAGGAACUAAUAUUAGCAACGUGCUUUCUGACAGAUGCUGAUAUGGAGCCCAUUGCUGAGUCAAUGGGUGACAUGCCCAACCUGAGUCAUCUAGAUCUGACACGUAAUUAUGCAUUGGGUGGCUGUGCACCAUUGUGGGCUCUGCAUUUGAAGAGAAUGAACCACCUGAAGGUACUGUUAUUGGUAUGGUGCAAUCUGACAGAUGCUGAUAUGGAGCCCAUUGCUGAGUCAGUGGGUGACAUGCCCAACCUGAGUCAUCUAGAUCUGACACGUAAUUAUGCAUUGGGUGGCUGUGCACCAUUGUGGGCUCUGCAUUUGAAGAGAAUGAACCACCUGAAGGAACUAAUAUUAGCAAGGUGCCAGCUGACAGAUGCUGAUAUGGUGCCCAUUGCUGAGUCAGUGGGUGACAUGCCCAACCUGAGUCAUCUAGAUCUGACAGGUAAUGAUGCAUUGGGUAGCUGUGCACCAUUGUGGGCUCUGCAUUUGAAGAGAAUGAACCACCUGAAGGAACUGUUAUUGGGAGGGUGCCAUCUGACAGAUGUUGAUAUGGAGCCCAUUGCUGAGUCAGUGAGUGACAUGCCCAACCUGAUUCAUCUAGAUCCGACACGUAAUCAUUGAUUGGUUGGCCGUGCAUCAUCCUGGGCUCAGCAUUUGAAGCUGAUGACCAAACAUCUCAAGAAGCUCAAACUAUUUGGGUUGACAUAUGAGGAUCAGGAUUACAUUAAUGCAUCAAGUGAUUUGAAUUUGACCAUAUUGGAUUUCACACCCUAACCAUCCUCAUAAACAACACAAAGAUGAAGACCAUUUCCAACAUUUUAGACAAAGCCUUGAACUGUAGACUCCUCAAUCGUCGUAAAUGAAACUCAUUCUGAUUUACUCACAGAUGUGAAUCUGUCAUGUCAUUGAGUCUGUGAUUUCUCUGCACAACUGUGUACUUCCUUUAUUUGAGGCAAAUGAAGCUGAUCAUGUUUAUUGGAGACUGUUAGACGGAAAUGAAAUUUUGGUCUCUACUAGAGAACAAAACAUGGCGUGACGGACAUUACAUUUGGAGCAUUAUCGACAGUACACAUUUGCCCCUUUUUUGUUUCAGUAGCUGAAAAAGUGUUGAAAUGAUACAAAGAAGAUGUAUCAUACAUCUUCUUUCUUUCUUCACUUAAUCAUCAAAUAUAGACUGUCUUCAUUAAGCUUUUUUUCACCUUGAUGUGUCAUUUUCCAGCAUCUAUGUUCAAUCAAACUAAUUAAUUGAUAAAAAUAUUGACGUAUCAACUAUCAGUUACAGCCCAAAACACACAAUUGCACGGCCAAAACUUCACCAAAAGAAUAC
Molecule: messenger RNA, 4057 nt
Organism: Asterias rubens (European starfish)
Lineage: Eukaryota; Metazoa; Echinodermata; Asteroidea; Forcipulatida; Asteriidae
Product: NACHT, LRR and PYD domains-containing protein 12-like
Exons: 3
Coding region: 1-3351 (1116 amino acids)
Molecular function (GO): protein binding
Source: RefSeq, a predicted model, not a curated record